CCGAGCUGCACCGCCAACCAACCGACUCAAUCAAACACAAGAAAAAUGGCUCUGAACGCACAGUCCGGACGGUUGCUGUUUGCCAUUGGCCUGCUCUCCACCUUCCUCCUGGUGUUCUGUCUCGACACAGCCGAAGCCCAGAUCAACUAUUCCCCUGGAUGGGGAAAAAGAAACGGAUUGGUCGCAGAAAGAGCUCACGAGGAGGAGAUGAUGACAGGCUCGUCGCCACGCGGGGUCAAUUUCUCUCCGGGCUGGGGCAAGCGGGGCAUGACAGGGGCCGCGGGGCCCGGACUCGUGCUGCCGCAGGAUCUGCGCGACCUCCCCUGCAAAUCCACCAUGGACACGAUUUUACACAUCUACAAACUUGUUCAGGCUGAGGCGCAGAAAGUGGCCAACUGCGAGAAAUUUGGCUCCGAAUGAUGGGAAUUGAACCGCGCGGCCCUUCCUUCUUAUUUUUAGAGAAAUUCAAAGACAGUAUGUGGACAAGAAAGAAAUGCAUUAGUUGAAAACUUUUUCAUCGAGAGGCUGGACUUUUCGUUUUUCCGCCAAAAUCUUUUGCUUUCUGUAAUUUGUUUCUCUUUGACAAAUGGAUUUUUAUAUAAUAAUGAUGAUAAUAAAAUUUUGAAACUGUGCAUAU
Messenger RNA from Neocloeon triangulifer, 637 nucleotides. RefSeq names its product red pigment-concentrating prohormone-like. The record is from RefSeq and is a predicted model, not a curated record. The coding region runs from base 46 to 420 and encodes 124 amino acids. Gene Ontology annotation, molecular function: hormone activity. The transcript has 5 exons. Lineage: Eukaryota; Metazoa; Arthropoda; Insecta; Ephemeroptera; Baetidae.